CCGGCUCCCGGUAGUGAAGCGCAAUCAGCGACCGGGGCAUCAAGCCCGCCGGGGUCUCCUUUUAAAGGGGUGGCACCCCCCGGCCGCUGUCCGGCGGAGGGAAAGCGGCUGGAGCUGGGGGGCCGAACGAGCUUUGCGGACCCUGCGCGGUGUACCCCUGAGAGGGAUGAAUUCCGAGAGGGGCAGGGAAUUGCCUGCAGCCACACAGCACGACCCUCGCACUGACUCCUGCCUCCUGUCCCCUGCUGCAGCGUCACCAUGGGUUUCCGAACCCAGCUGAUGCUGCUGCUUUGGAAGAAUUUCACAUAUCGCAGGAGACAGCCGGUUCAGCUGCUGGUCGAGUUGCUAUGGCCUCUCUUCCUCUUCUUCAUCCUGGUGGCCGUCCGCCACUCGCACCCCCCGCUGGAGCAGCAUGAAUGCCACUUCCCCAACAAGCCCCUGCCGUCCGCGGGCACCAUCUCCUGGCUCCAGGGUCUCAUCUGCAACGUGAACAACUCCUGCUUCCCGAAGCCCACGCCCGGGGAGGAGCCCGGAUCCCUGAGUAACUUCAAUGAUUCCCUCGUGUCCCGGCUCCUAGCAGAUGCCCACACUGUACUGGGAGGUCCAAGUGCCCGCAGGACGCUGGCCAGCCUGGGUGCACUGAUGCCCACGCUCAGAGCUGCCCGCAACGCAGCCUGGCCUCGCCAAGAUGACCAGCAGGAGCAACCUUCGCUGACCACUGAGUUCCUGGGGACACUUCUGCGAGGGGAAUCCUUGAGGUCUAUCCUGAGCCAAGCGCAGGAGUCCCUGGGCAGCUUUGUGGAGGCCGCUGAGGACCUGGCUCAGGAGCUCCUGGCACUGCCCAGCCUGGCAGAGCUCCAAGCUCUGCUGCAGAGACCCUGGGGUACCAGCAGCUCCCUGGAGCUGGUGUCGGAAGCCCUGUGCAGUGCCAAGGGCCCCAGCAGCCCGGGGGGUCUCUCCCUCAACUGGUACGAGAACGGAGACUUGAAGGAGCUGGUGGGCAUGGAGCAGGUGCCAGCCGACCUGCCAGCCCAUGGCCUGAGCCCUGCCUGCUUAGACCUGAUGGGCUCACUGGGUGACCACCCACUAUCCCGCCUGCUCUGGAGACGCCUGAAGCCCCUGGUCCUCGGGAAGCUGCUCUUUGCUCCUGAUACGAAUUUUACCCGGCAGAUCAUGGCCCAGGUGAAUCGGACCUUCGAAGAGCUGGCUCUGCUGAGAGACAUCCAGGAAGUCUGGGGCCUGCUGGGACCCCAGCUCUUUGAUUUUCUGAACAACAGUGCAAACAUGGCCGUGCUGCAGAGUCUCCUGCUAGCGCGGCCACGACCUGGAGGCCGGGCCGGGGCAGAGGCCCUGCGAUCUUUCCUGGACCCCAGCAGGGGCGGCUAUAGCUGGCGGGACGCGCACGCCGAUGUGGACCGCGUGGUGCACAGGCUGGGUGGCGUGAUGGAGUGCGUGUCUCUGGACAAGCUGGAAGCCACACCCUCGGAGGCCGCCCUGGUGUCUCGGGCUCUUCAGCUACUGGCUGAGCGCCGCCUCUGGGCCGGCAUCGUCUUCCUGGACCCAGAGGACACCCCGGACCCUGCAGAAGUGUCAGGGCCAGGACCUAGUCCUGGACACUUGCGAGUCAAGAUUCGCAUGGACAUCGACGAUGUCACCAGGACCAAUAGGAUCAUGGACAAGUUUUGGGACCCUGGCCCGUCUGCGGACCCCCUGUCUGACUUGCGCUAUGUGUGGGGCGGCUUCGUGUACCUGCAGGACUUGGUGGAGCGGGCAGCCGUGCGUGUGCUCAGCGGCGCCAACCCCCGCACGGGCCUCUACCUGCAGCAGAUGCCCUACCCAUGCUAUGUGGACGACGUCUUCCUGCGGGUGCUGAGCCGCUCUCUGCCGCUCUUCCUGACGCUGGCCUGGAUCUACUCGGUGGCGCUGACAGUGAAGGCCGUGGUGCGAGAGAAGGAGACGCGGCUGCGCGACACGAUGCGCGCCAUGGGGCUGGGCCGCGCCGUGCUCUGGCUCGGCUGGUUCCUCAGCUGCCUAGCGCCCUUCGUCUUCAGCGCCGCGCUGCUGGUGCUGGUGCUCCAGCUUGGGGACAUCCUCCCCUACAGCCACCCGGCCGUGCUGCUCCUCUUCCUGGCAACCUUCGCGGUGGCCACCGUGACCCAGAGUUUCCUGCUGAGCACCUUCUUCUCCCGGGCCAACCUGGCUGCCGCCUGCGGAGGCCUCGCCUACUUCGCCCUCUACCUGCCCUACGUGCUGUGCGUGGCCUGGCGGGAGCUGCUCCCCGCGGGGGUCCGCGUGGCUGCGAGUCUGUUAUCGCCCGUGGCCUUCGGCUUCGGCUGCGAGACCCUGGCGCUGCUGGAGGAGCAGGGCGAGGGCGCGCAGUGGCACAAUCUGGGACGCGCGCCAGGGGCGGACGUCUUCAGCCUAGCGCAGGUCUCGGGCCUCCUGCUGCUGGAUGCUGCGCUCUACGCCCUCGCCGUCUGGUACUUGGAAGCCGUGUGCCCAGGCCAGUACGGGAUCCCUGAACCCUGGAAUUUCCCAUUCCGGAGGAGCUACUGGUGUGGACCUGCACCCCCCAAGGGUCCUGCUCCAGCCCCUGCUCCGCAGGACCCAAAGGUGCUGGUGGAAGGGGCACCACCUGGCCUGUGUCCCGGAGUCUCCAUCCGGGGCCUGGAGAAGCACUUCCCGGGUUCCCCGCAGCCAGCCCUUCGCGGGCUCAGCCUGGAUUUCUACCAAGGCCACAUCACUGCCUUCCUGGGCCACAAUGGCGCGGGCAAGACCACCACGCUGUCCAUCCUGAGUGGCCUCUUCCCGCCCAGCGGCGGCUCAGCCUUCGUCCUGGGGCACGAUGUCCGGUGCAGCAUGGCAGCAGUGCGGCCUCACCUGGGCGUAUGCCCACAGCACAACGUCCUGUUCGAUAUGCUGACAGUGGAGGAGCACGUGUGGUUCUACGGCCGCCUCAAGGGCCUGAGCGCAGCCGCCGUGGGCCCCGAACAGGACCGGCUGCUGCGGGACGUGGGACUUCUCUCCAAGCGCUGUGCACAGACGCGCCACCUCUCUGGUGGGAUGCAGCGGAAGCUAUCAGUGGCUAUUGCCUUUGUGGGUGGCUCCCGUGUCGUUAUCCUGGACGAACCCACAGCCGGUGUAGACCCUGCUUCCCGUCGUGGCAUUUGGGAGCUGCUUCUCAAAUACCGAGAAGGUCGCACACUGAUUCUCUCCACCCACCACUUGGAUGAGGCUGAGCUACUGGGAGACCGUGUGGCCAUGGUGGCAAGUGGUCGCCUGUGCUGCUGUGGCUCCCCACUGUUUCUGCGUCGCCACUUGGGCUCUGGCUACUACCUGACACUGGCAAAGAGUCUGCCAUCCCUGGCCACCAGGGAGAAGGGUGACAGUCCCUGGAAGGACAGGCUGGACACUGGACAGGAGCACAAGCCGGGCAGCCAGGACGGCACAGCAGGGCCCGGCACGGGAGCCUCGCAGGCCCUGCUGCCCCCAGAUGCAGCACAACUCCUGAGCCUGGUGCGGUCCUGGGUGCCAGGGGCACGGCUGGUGGAGGAGCUGCCCCAUGAGCUGGUGCUGGCGAUGCCCUACGGGGGCGCCCAGGACGGCAGCUUUGCCAGGCUCUUCCAGGAGCUGGACAGACAGCUGGGGGCACUGCAGCUCGCCGGCUAUGGAAUCUCAGACACCAGCCUGGAGGAGAUUUUCCUGAAGGUGGUAGAAGACAGCAAUAGCUCGGACCCAGAACCGAUGGGAGUCACCAGGGUUUCCCGGCUCUUGAACCCUGACCCUGGUCCAGAGCCGGAUGCGACCUCCGACCGAGUCUCCAGCCCUGAUGGUGCCACCUGGCCACACAUGCCCACGGGCACCCCGAGGGCCCCAGGACUGCCCGAGGAGAACGGAGAGCCGGCCGGGCUGGCCUCAGAGACGCAGGCCCUGCAGGGCUCCGGGGUGGACAUCGCAGGCCGGGUCCAUGGCUGGGCGCUGAGCCAGCAGCAGCUCCGGGCCCUGCUGCUCAGGCGAUUCCUGCUGGCCCGGCGCAGCCGCCGUGGCCUCUUCGCACAGGUCGUGCUCCCUGCCCUCUUCGUGGGCCUGGCCCUGGUGUUCAGCCGCAUCGCGCCUCCUUUUGGCCACUACCCCGCGCUGCGACUGCAGCCUGCCAUGUACGGUGCCCACGUGUCCUUCUUCAGUGACGACGCCCCGGGGGACCCGGACCGGGCCCGCCUGCUCGGGGCGCUGCUGGAGGAAGCCGGCCUGGAGCAGCCGCAAAUGCACAACGGCUCCGCCCGGGCCCCCGAGUGCCGAUUCUCGGUCCCUGAGGUGCCCACCCACGUGGCCGAGAUGUUGGCCACAGGCAACUGGACACGAGGGUCCCCGUCCCCGGCCUGCCGGUGCAGCCAGCCCGGUGCCCGCCGCCUGCUGCCUGACUGCCCCGCUGCGGCGGGGGGACCCCCGCCGCCCCAGGCCCUGAGCAGCUCCGGGGAGGUGGUGCAGAACCUGACUGGCAGGAACCUGUCCGACUUCCUGGUCAAGACCUACCCACGGCUGGUGCGCCAGGGCCUGAAGACCAAGAAGUGGGUGAAUGAGAUCAGGUAUGGGGGCUUCUCACUAGGGGGCCCAGACCCGGGCCUGCCCUCGGGCCGAGAGCUAGGCCGUUCUCUGGACGAGCUGCGGGCGCUGCUGAGCCCUGAGCCUGGCGGGGCCCUGGACCGCAUCCUGAACAACCUCACUGCAUGGGCGCUUGGCUUGGAUGCCCGGAACAGCCUCAAGAUCUGGUUCAACAACAAAGGCUGGCACGCCAUGGUGGCCUUUGUCAACCGAGCCAACAAUGCACUCCUACGCACCCAACUGCCCGUGGGCCCUGCCCGCCAUGCCCACAGCAUCAUCACAUUCAACCACCCCCUGAAUCUGACCAAGGAGCAGCUGUCAGAGGCUGCGCUCAUGGCCUCCUCGGUGGAUGUCCUGGUCUCCAUCUGCGUGGUCUUCGCCAUGUCCUUCGUCCCAGCGAGCUUCAUCCUGGUCCUCAUCGAGGAGCGUGUCUCUCGUGCCAAGCACCUGCAGCUCAUCGGGGGGCUGUCGCCCACUCUCUACUGGCUGGGCAACUUCCUCUGGGACAUGUGUAACUAUUUGGUGGCAGCGUGCAUUGUGGUCCUCAUCUUCCUGGCCUUCCAGCAGAAGGCCUACGUGGCCCCCGAGAACCUGCCUGCACUCCUGCUGUUGCUGCUGCUGUACGGCUGGUCGAUCACACCACUCAUGUACCCGGCCUCCUUCUUCUUCUCUGUGCCCAGCACGGCCUACGUGGUGCUCACUUGCAUUAACCUGUUUAUUGGCAUUAAUGGCAGCAUGGCCACCUUUGUCCUGGAGCUCUUGUCUGACCAGAACCUCCAGGCUGUCAGCCGAAUCUUAAGACGGGUCUUCCUGAUCUUUCCCCAUUUCUGCCUGGGCCGAGGGCUCAUUGACAUGGUGCGGAACCAAGCCAUGGCUGAUGCCUUCGAGCGCUUCGGAGACAGCCAAUUCCAGUCGCCCCUGCGCUGGGAGGUGGUUGGCAAGAACCUCUUGGCCAUGACAGUACAGGGCCCCCUCUUCCUCCUCUUCACCCUUUUGCUGCAGCACCGAAUCUACCUCCUGCCACGCCCAAAGCUAGGGCUGCUGCCACCCCUGGGGGAGGAGGACGAGGACGUGGCCCGGGAACGGGAACGGGUGACCAAAGGAGCCACCCAGGGAGACCUGUUGGUGCUCAGGGACCUGACGAAGGUGUACCGGGGGCAAAGGACACCAGCUGUGGACCGCCUGUGCCUGGGGGUCCCCCCCGGAGAGUGUUUCGGACUUCUGGGGGUGAAUGGAGCAGGAAAAACAUCCACUUUUCGAAUGGUGUCGGGGGACACACUGCCUAGUGGAGGCGAGGCCGUGCUGGCAGGCCACAGUGUGGCCCAGGAACCGGCCGCCGCACACCGCCGGAUGGGCUACUGCCCCCAGUCCGAUGCCAUCUUCGAGCUGCUUACUGGGCGUGAGCACCUGGAACUGUUCGCUCGCCUGCGUGGAGUUCCCGAAGCACAGGUAGCUCAGACCGCCAGCUCAGGCCUGGCGAGGCUGGGGCUCCUGCGCUAUGCAGACAGACCCGCAGGCACCUACAGCGGGGGCAACAAGCGGAAGCUGGCGACCGCAGUGGCUUUGGUGGGGGACCCGGCAGUGGUGUUUCUGGACGAGCCCACCACGGGCAUGGACCCCAGCUCGCGGCGCUUCCUCUGGAACAGCCUCCUGGCUGUGGUGCGGGAGGGCCGCGCCGUGGUGCUCACCUCGCACAGCAUGGAGGAGUGCGAGGCGCUCUGCACGCGCCUGGCCAUCAUGGUGAACGGGCGGUUCCGCUGCCUGGGCAGCGCGCAGCACCUCAAGAGCAGGUUCGGGGCUGGCCACACGCUGACCCUGAGGGUGCCUGCGGACCGACCAGAGCAGGCGGCGGCUUUUGUGACGGCCGAGUUCCCUGGGGCCGAGCUGCGGGAAGCGCAUGGGAGCCGCCUUCGCUUCCAGCUGCCGCCCGGCGGGCGCUGCGCCCUGGCGCGAGUGUUUGGGGAGCUGGCGGCGCACGGCCCCUCGCACGGCGUGGAAGAUUUCUCCGUGAGCCAGACCACGCUGGAGGAGGUUUUCCUGUACUUCUCCAAAGACCAGGGGAAAGAUGAGGCCGAGGAGGAGAAGGAGGAGCCAGAGGUGGGGUUGGACACCACACCAGGCCUGCAGUACCCCAAACGCACCUCAAGCUGUUUUCUCGAUGAACCCAGCACUAUGGAGACUGUGCUCUGAACCUCCUUGUCCUGGGGGCAAGUGGGAGCCCCUUGACGCCAGAACAAACAAUGGCCAGGUGGCCUGGCGCGAUGGCACAUGCCGGUCUUCUCAGUACUCAGGAAGCUGAGGCAGGAGGAUCGCUGGGAGAGGGAGCCCAAAGUGGGCUACGUAGUGAGUUCAAGGGCAGCACGGGCUGUGUACAUUGCAAGACCCUGUCUCACAACAAACAACCCAAAAGGGACAUGAACCUAACUCCCGGUGUCCCUGAGAUGCCAGAAGAAUAAAGAGAAGGCUGCAAA
Cavia porcellus (domestic guinea pig) is the source of this 7073-nucleotide messenger RNA. RefSeq names its product ATP binding cassette subfamily A member 7 (gene Abca7). The record is from RefSeq and is a predicted model, not a curated record. Gene Ontology annotation, molecular function: apolipoprotein A-I receptor activity; ABC-type transporter activity; phosphatidylcholine floppase activity. The coding region runs from base 259 to 6792 and encodes 2177 amino acids. Gene Ontology annotation, biological process: phospholipid efflux; transmembrane transport; cholesterol efflux. Gene Ontology annotation, cellular component: intracellular membrane-bounded organelle; membrane. The transcript has 47 exons. Lineage: Eukaryota; Metazoa; Chordata; Mammalia; Rodentia; Caviidae.